CUGAAGACCUCGGCUGCUCGCCCGCAGAAGCCCGUUCCCUCGCUCUGUUCCGGUCCAGCCCCCCGCCGGGCCAAGUCCAACGCCGCCGCCUCGCCUGCCCCCUCCGGGCAGCAGCUCGUGCGGCUGGACUGGGACUCGUUCUUCAAGCUCCGUGCCAGCCGGCGUCGCUACACGCUGGCCUCGUCGGUCGUGACCUCGGCUUUCACCACGGUCCUGGGAAUGCAGGUCCUCUCGUCGCAAGAUCUGGAGUCCCUGGGCGCGCAGGUGAUGGGUCUGGAUCCGUUUGUGGUGCUGGGUAUGGCGACUGCUGCGUGCGGUGCGGCGGGCUGGCUCCUUGGUCCUUUCGUAGGAAACUCGGUCUGGAGCUUGAUCUACCGGAGAUACAAGCCUUCCCUUCUACAGAAAGAAAAGCAAUUCUACGAUCGCAUCCGCCGAUUCCGCGUCGACCCUUCGUCCAACUCCAUCGCCAACCCUGUCCCCGACUACUACGGUGAGAAGAUCGGCAGUGUCCAGGGCUACCGACAAUGGCUGAAGGAUCAGAGAGCGUACAACCGCAAGAGACGCCACUUCAUCGCCUAA
This is a messenger RNA of Aspergillus brunneoviolaceus CBS 621.78, 579 nucleotides long. RefSeq names its product presequence translocated-associated motor subunit PAM17. The record is from RefSeq and is a predicted model, not a curated record. The transcript is spliced from 2 exons. Gene Ontology annotation, cellular component: PAM complex, Tim23 associated import motor. Gene Ontology annotation, biological process: protein import into mitochondrial matrix. NCBI's taxonomy places the organism in Eukaryota, Fungi, Ascomycota, Eurotiomycetes, Eurotiales, Aspergillaceae. The annotation marks the transcript as partial.